Fonsecaea nubica is the source of this 1929-nucleotide messenger RNA. RefSeq lists its product as hypothetical. Gene Ontology annotation, molecular function: DNA helicase activity. The coding region runs from base 1 to 1929 and encodes 642 amino acids. NCBI's taxonomy places the organism in Eukaryota, Fungi, Ascomycota, Eurotiomycetes, Chaetothyriales, Herpotrichiellaceae. The transcript is spliced from 8 exons. The record is from RefSeq and is a predicted model, not a curated record. Gene Ontology annotation, biological process: telomere maintenance; DNA repair.
AUGAUUCUCCAAGUUCUGUUUUCGGCCAGAUGCCUGAUCCAACCCCGAAUCCCUACGAUCCUGAUCAUCCUGCCCCAACCGAGCGAGAACGCCCUGAAGCCAGACAAGAUGGAGGAAUACUACCGGUGCCCAGAGCGAUGGCCUGACAUGAAGUUGAACCAUGACUGUGUUUGCGCCCGUUGCAUCCGCGUUGACAGCAUUGGCCCCAACAGGCGAGAGAGGAUCACAGAUCCGUUCCUCUAUAGCCGUGAGAAUAGCAGGGAUCCUGGAGCUCUCGAUCAUGGUCUUCUCCCGCUCGCACAGAUCGAAGAGAUGUUGAUCGCUCGUGUCCAUGUCUUCAUUGAGAUCCGCCCGGGACACUUUCGUGCCCGUCGCUUUGUCGUCGCCAGAUGGCUCGAGUUCCUCCGUCAACACCAUCCUGGCUACAGAGACAUCGAGGUCAGCACUGUCAACCUGUAUACGUUGCCUGAGGAUGCACCUGUUGGCGAUCGCCUUCUAGUUCAGGAGCUUGAGGCAGAGAUGGAGCAGGAUCAUGACAAUCAGGACGUUACAGAUGUUGCAGACGAGGACGAAGGGGGUCUCGCGCCGUCUUUGAUUACGUUAGGAAGCAGAACCAAAAUCGGAGACGUACCAGCAGGUAAUGCGACAGAUCCUGCCUCAUCUGAGCACUGGAAAGCCUCUAUUAUCGCUGGUGUCAAAGACCAUGCAUGGAUCGGCUCAUUGGAGAGAGGGAUGGAUGGGGGCACUCCGGAUGUCCAGAAUGUCGAUUGCCGUCCUGAAGAACAGCAAUCAACACGCUACCAACUGGAAGAUGGCGGCGAGACAAUCAGCGCCGGCCAGUUGCCGCCGCAGAACCCAAACUGCGACCUGAGCACCUGGACAAUCUCAAGUACCUCGACUUCCUCCGGCUGUACAACUUCCGUUGCUCCGCAGAGGAGAUCAAAGCGUCGACCGUUUGCAGAACCUCGAGUUCUGAACUACUUUCCUCGCCAUAAGCAGGAGAGGCUGGACAUCGACGAUGGCUUUGAGACCUUUACUGAGGCCUGGGAUUACUGGAAUUCAACCCGUCCUGGCACUCUCAGCUCUGAUUUCAUGGAGGAACUUCCUCCGGAGCCUGCGGAUGAUGGUCUCGAGGAUCUGAAUGUUGAUGAUAAUGCCAAUGUUGAAGGGUCCUCCUUAAAACUCCCCCAUCGAGAUGAUGGUGUCCGUGAAGAGGAUCCAGAGGGAUUAGGAGACUGCGACUGCGAUCGCCACUACGAUCGGACACCUCAUAGACAGCUUUAUGACCAUUUAAUCACCCACUAUCAGCUUGAACUUGCUGGGCUCCAAAACAAACUGCUCCUUGUCAAUCUCGAUGGCAAGACCGGAACAGGAAAAUCACACGUUAUCAUGCUGAUUUCGGCCACACUAGAAGAGAUGGCUAGGUGCCAUGGAAAGGCCAGUCCAGUUACGCGUGUGGCAUCCACUGGCGUUGCCGCCCCCGCGAUCAGUGGGCGAACACUGCAUGUUCAGGUUAAGUUGUCUGUCAAGUUUGUCAAGGGCUACGAAGCGCUCAGCAUCCCAAACCUGACGGCGUUACAGAGCGGCGAACUCCGCCAUGUUCGGGAUCUCAUCAUUGACGAAAAUUCCAUGAUUCCACCAAGGAUAUUGACCUGGAUUAACCAGCGAUUUCUGGCAACUCCCUGCCGCUGGAUGCCGAUCGAAUCAGUUGCUUUUCGUGAUGCCCUUGAUGCUUUACGUGAGGACAAAGUCACAAUCGACGACUGGAGGCUUCUGAGUUCGUGUGUCCAGGCUCUCGUGCCGUCUGAAAUCCCAGCGUUUGAUGAUGUCUCACGGAUUUACGGCAAGAAGACGAGGGUUGCUCAAUGGAAUCAUGACCGUUUGCGUGAUCUACAGGCCCCCAUCAUCAUCGCGCUUGCGUCCCAUUAA